UGUUUAUAGUAGGAACACCUGACAAAUGAUGCUGGCAGCUGGCAGUCAUACUUCACACCAAAUUCUAGGUCGAAGCAAUUGUGCAAGCUCGACAACCAAUCACGACGGCCAUUUUCCUAUGACCCAAAAAUUCCAGAUUCAUUCCCCGAUGACAAGAAAUCAAUCUGAUCAUGAACGAAGCCAGUAUUGGCGUUGAGUACCUCUCGGUAGGUGCCAAUAGGCAAACUGCCGUUGCCGACUGGAACGAAAACGGUAUCGUUGCCUUUGGCGCCGAUUCGAACGUCGCCCUCUGGCAGCCCAGCAGUUCUGUACCAAAGGGUGUCACAAGUCUGUUAAAUGGCCAUAAAGAAACUGUCAAAGCUGUCAAAUUCCUUCCUCGGGCAGAGGGUGAGACCGAGUCAUAUCUCCUCACUGCAGCUGAUGACCAGCAACUGAAGGUCUGGAAGUUGGGGCGAGAUGGCUCUGUAUCAUGCAUUCAGACAAUACAUGAACAUACGGCGGCUAUCAACUGCAUAGCGACCUUGCGGGACCGUGUCCAACGAGAGCCUAGGAUAUUUGCCACCGGAGCCGCCGAUGCCUCAAUCAAGCUCUGGAGUUUUGAAGCUGGGGAGGCUCGACUUUUACAGACAAUCAGGACGACGCCGAAAUUUUUCCCUCUUUGCAUAGCACUGAGUAACCUGAAUGAAGCUGGCGAUGCCCUGGUGCUUGCCGCCGCAGGCACUAGGGAUAUUGUCCAGGUAUUUGUCGCAGACUCGGUCUCCGCGCCCAAAUUUGAACUUCAAGCUACACUUUCAGGCCACGAAGGCUGGUUGAGAUCUCUUGACUUUAUUUUUGAAAGAAGUGGGCUCCAGAGCGAUCUCAUCCUGGCCUCUGCUAGUCAAGACAAGUAUGUUCGUCUCUGGCGAUUCCACCAGGGCGAGGAGCUGCCGACAGCACCGACGAACGGCGCCGACCCAACCAUGGGUGCAGGUGCGUUCCUGCCAGGCAAAUCCCCCUCCAACAAAGCUCACCGCCUGAGGGUGGCUGGCAACGAUUUCUCUGUCACAUUUGAGGCGCUUUUACUUGGUCAUGAUGAUUGGAUAUACAGCGCCAAAUGGUUCUCAAACCCCGAUGGCGAGAAAUUGCAACUGCUCUCCACUUCAGCAGAUAACACGCUCGCAAUUUGGGAAGCAGAUCCCUCAUCAGGGAUUUGGGUCACUACAGUGCGACUUGGGGAGAUCAGUCGAGAGAAGGGAGCCACCACCGCGACAGGAAGCACUGGCGGUUUCUGGACGGGCCUGUGGUCUCCCGAUGGGAACUCCGUGGUAUGCCUGGGCCGGACUGGAAGUUGGAGACGAUGGGACUACAGCGGAAAUAGUGACCAGUGGAUGCCAAACAUCGGUACCAGUGGGCAUACUAAGUCCGUCACGGGGAUUGCGUGGUCCAAGAACGGAGACUAUCUACUUUCUACGAGUACUGACCAGACAACACGGCUUCAUGCGCGAUGGAAAACAGAUGCCGGGAACAAAUCAUGGCACGAGAUGGCUAGACCGCAGAUCCACGGCUACGAUCUGAACUGCAUAGACUCCAUCGGAUCGUCGCAAUUCGUCUCUGGCGCCGACGAGAAGUUGAUGCGCGUAUUUGCUGAGCCCAAGGCAGUAGCGAAGCUCCUGAACCGCCUGUGCGACAUUGGCGAUUCAAACAUCGAUGAAAUGCCCGACGCCGCCAACAUGCCCGUGCUGGGACUUUCCAAUAAAGCCAUCGAGGCAGUGGACGACGAUCAAGAAAUCCAAACUGCCAACCCCGAGAAAGACCGCGAAGCCCUCGACCCCGGGUCCAUGGUACGAAAAUCCGUUUUGGAAAUCGACCACCCGCCCUUAGAGGACAGCCUUUCGCGGCACACGCUCUGGCCCGAAGUCGAAAAGCUCUACGGCCACGGAUACGAGAUCUCAUGUUUGGGGGUGAGCCACGAUGGCACGCUAAUAGCCAGCGCGUGUAGGGCGACUUCCAUCAACCACGCUGUCAUUAGGAUCUUCGAGACGGACCGGUGGACCGAGGUCAAACCGCCCCUAUCCGCACACACUCUGACCGCGACUCGUCUUAGGUUCUCGGCCGAUGACAGACACUUGUUGAGUGUUGGCCGAGAUAGACAAUGGGUUGUUUUCGAAAGAGAUGGCGAUGACAAGGCGAGCUAUAAGCUCUUGCAGGCGAACCCAAAGGGCCACUCGAGGAUGAUCCUAGAUGCCGCCUGGGCUCCGGCAAGUGACUCAAUUGUGUUCGCGACUGCGGGCCGAGACAAGCAGAUCAAGGUAUGGAGAAAGGGGGCCUCGGACGCAACGAUAACUUGUGUGACUACUAUACCGGGCACACAUCCGGUGACAGCGGUCGACUUCCUGCCGCGCAAGACCGAGGACGGAAAGCUUGUACUCACCGCUGGAUACGAAGAAGGGAAGAUUUCGAUUCAUCUUAUUGAGGCGGCAAGCCUCAAAGUGAUAUCAAGUACGCCCCUGAAACAGGAACUCUGCCUCGCAAAGGCUGUAACGCAGCUCUCCUGGCGACCAGGUACUGAGAACAAUGAGCUAGCGAUAGCGGGCGAAGACGCCUCAUUGAGGGUGUAUUCGUUUUCCACCACUACGUGAAAACAGCUACAAAAUAGACAUUAUUCUUGGAAACCGUAAUUCCUGUCCCCGUCUCAGACCCGCGAAAUCUCUCUGCGGAACUCUACACCUUGAACGCCGGCUCAAUGCCAUUCCAAUGUCAUACCACUGUUCGCAAACAAUUAUAGCCCCACCGCCUAUUUCAAGCACAUGCAUCAUAGGUUUAGGGUGAGUAUUAGUCGUCACCGGCCUUAUCGUCAUCUG
Molecule: messenger RNA, 2840 nt
Organism: Pseudomassariella vexata
Lineage: Eukaryota; Fungi; Ascomycota; Sordariomycetes; Amphisphaeriales; Pseudomassariaceae
Product: elongator protein 2
Exons: 3
Coding region: 171-2618 (815 amino acids)
Biological process (GO): tRNA wobble uridine modification
Cellular component (GO): elongator holoenzyme complex
Molecular function (GO): protein binding
Source: RefSeq, a predicted model, not a curated record